This is a messenger RNA of Polistes dominula (European paper wasp), 769 nucleotides long. RefSeq lists its product as uncharacterized. Lineage: Eukaryota; Metazoa; Arthropoda; Insecta; Hymenoptera; Vespidae. The record is from RefSeq and is a predicted model, not a curated record.
CUGGUGUACGAGUAUAUAUUUAUCCAUAUAUAUAUAUAUGGAUGCAUGUAUAAUAUAUAAUAUAUUGAUUGAUUUGUUAUUGAUUAUUAAGUCCCGCUUCUCAAUGAAAAGGGUUAGAACAAAUUAGUUAAGCUGCCAGAUGAUUGGCUCAUGCGUCGACCAAUCAGAAGGAAAAUUAUUACACCGAUAGAGGACGCUCUUUGUGCAGUUUUCAAACAGACAUAGCUUGGUUAGGUUGUGUUACUCUCUUAAAUGUUAUAUUAUUCUACUAAAUAUUUGUAAAUUUUGAUAAAUAUUGUAAAAAUAUUAUACAAUAUGCCUAAAAGAAAUGUAGUAUCGUACAUAAGGCCUGAAGAGCCUAAAUUUUUAAGGGAAUUAAAAGAACAGAUUAACUACAAAGAAGGACCAACAAUUAACACUAAGAGAGAAAUGUUGCCAUGUAAUGUUGAUGAUGAAGCAGAAGAUUUAGAGGGAGAAAAGCCUCUUGUUGUUGUAUUAAAUUCAGGAGACCUAACUGCUGAAGAAGCUGAAACGUUUGAAAAACAAAAACAGAAAGAUGAAUCUAAUGGUCCAGCUGAUUUGUCUAAACGAAUUAUAUUCAGCAGUAAUAAAUCUAAAAAGAGGACUUUGAAUUCCGUAGAAAAAUGUAAUAAUAAGAAAGGUAACAAGAGCAAACGCAGUAAAGCUGUCUUAUCCUUUAACGACGAAGAAGAAGAAGAGGAAGAAGAAAAGAUGUGAUAAAAAGCAUCUUUGUAAAUAUUGUAAAUAU